CGUCUUCUUCCCGAUUCCCACUAUGAUCCCCAUCUCAGAUUUCUCUCGCCUGUUUUUCACUUCUGCUGGUAUCUUUGCAAUUGUUUGGUAUGCAUGGACAUACUUCAAAUCCAGAAAAAGGAUUUCAAAGUUGCCGCCGGGGCCUCCUGGUCUCCCUCUCGUCGGCAACCUUCCCUUCCUUGACCCUGAGCUUCACACCUAUUUCGCUGCCGUGGCUCGAAAAUAUGGACCAGUUGUCAAGCUUCAACUAGGAACCAGGAUUGGCAUACUGAUCACCUCCCCUGCCCUGGCCCGUGAAGUCCUCAAGGACCAUGGCAUCACGUUUGCUAACCACGACAUGCCCGCGGUCGGGGGAGUAGCAACGUACGGUGGCUCUGACAUCGUAUGGAACCCUUACGGACCCGAGUGGCGGAUGUUGAGGAAAGUCUGUGCGGUCAAGAUGCUGAGCAACACGACUCUGGACUCUGUUUACACGCUCCGGCGCAGGGAGGUCCGGGGAACCGUGGCUUAUAUCAACAGUCGGGGCGACCAGAGGGCUGCCCUCGGGGCAGAGUUCCGGGAGGUGAUCUCUGACAUCACUGAGCUUUUGGGUUUGCCCAACAUUUCGGAUUUCUUUCCGGCUCUGGCUCGAUUUGAUUUGCAGGGUUUGGCCAAACGGAUGGGGAAGCUGGCAAAGAAGCUGGAUACAAUAUUUGAUAGGAUAAUUGAGCAGCGGCUGAAGUAUGGAGAUGAAGAAGAAAACAAGGAUUUCUUGCAGUUUCUAUUGAAGUUGAAGGAUGAAGGCGAUCCUAACACCCCUUUCACCAUGACCCACGUCAGAGCCUUGCUCAUGGAUAUGGUGGUAGGCGGAUCUGACACAUCCUCCAACUCAAUAGAGUUUGAAGGAACACAGCACCAGCGCGCGAGUUCCUCGAACCCAGGCGCGGGUUCCUCGAACCCAGGCGCGGGUUCCUCGAACCCAGGCGCGGGUUCCUCGAACCCAGGCGCGGGUUCCUCGAACCCAGGUGCUGGGUUCCUUCAAAGGAACCCAGGCGCGGGUUCCUCGAACCCAGGUGCUGGGUUCCUUCAAAGGAACCCAGGUGCUGGGUUCCUUCAAAGGAACCCAGGGCCUGGGUUCAGGGAAUCAGGCGAACCCAGCACGCCUGGGUUCGAUGGAAUCCAGGGCCUGGGUUCGAUGGAAUCCAGGGCCUGGGUUCGAUGGAAUCCAAGGCCUGGGUUCAGGGAACCAGGCGAACCCAUCCCAAAUCAUUGGGGAUGGAUAUUCUAUUUUUAUAUGAUAAUUGUAAUUUUUGCAACUUAGAUUGGAAGAGAACUAGCAAGAGAAGCUGGAAAUU
This is a messenger RNA of Rubroshorea leprosula, 1334 nucleotides long. Lineage: Eukaryota; Viridiplantae; Streptophyta; Magnoliopsida; Malvales; Dipterocarpaceae. The record is from the annotation of a GenBank genome assembly.